CUGGAUCACGGGUCGGUCCCCUGGUCCCUGCUGCCUGCGUCCGCCGGGACGGGGCGCAGGUAAAGGGUUACGCGUGGCUGGGAGGCUCGCCGGCUGCCCGCCCACGUGACGCGCCGGCCCAAUGACCGCGGCCCGGCUGUGGCUGCAGCGCGGCGGGCUCCCGGCGGCACUGAGCCACACUCGCGGGUCCCGGCGCGGACGCCCGAGGCCCCCCGAAGCCAUGGGCGCCCCGACCCUGGAGACGCCGCCCCGCCGCAGGAAGAGAAGUUAAACACCCAGAGAAGCCUAAUGGGCGAGCUCCCCGGCAGAUUUGUGCUGGCUGCCUGUCUACCCUGCCUGCCACUGAGUUGGAUGGUGUGAGGACCUGGCCUUCUAGCCACCCUGCAUCCCUCACUACUGUGGGCCCACAUGUGUCCAGGGACACAUUUCAAUCUCCUUGCAUGGCUAAGUCCCGGACCGUUCCAUCAACUGUGGGUUCUAAAUAAUAAGAUGGUAACAAAAAAUAAUCCAGAUGGGGUGCAGGUGUUGUAAGAUGAUACAAAGCUAUCUCUUUGAUCCAGUUCAAGUGCCCUCCCCUGGUUUUGUCAACGAAGUGAACAACUGCAGGUUGGAGGAGGAUGACACUGUCAGACUAAAAGGCACCCAGAACAGUGAGGUUGAGGUGCCCAGGAAUGCCCUGCACGGUGGGAGCCUGACCAAGACUGAGAACAGAGACGGUACAUCUGGUCUACCUCGCCAAGGCCCGCUCCCUCAGGAGGACUCUGAAGAGAGACACUGUGCGGAGAAGCAUGGUAUUGUCAAUGGUAUCAGCCCCACCGCCACUCUGCAUUUGGUCAGGAGUCCCAGGCCCCACCAGGUCGAUGGUGGCUCCUGGGCCAGCAGCUCCUGGGCAGGCACCAUAGACAGCACUCACCCAACUCAACCCUUCCUUGAAGGAGAGGACUGCAGGAAGCAGAGCUGCAUGGUGCCCACUUCGGAAGACACCCAGAUGGUGGGACAUGGAGACUGCAGAGCCCCUGCUGAGGUCUUGGCAGGGGCAGACCACGUCCUACACAUACCAGCCCCGGAUUACCCCCAGCUCUGGAGCCCCACACUAGACAAUGCAGACCCUGAAGAAAAGGAUUAUCUCUUUGAGAACCACUCUGAGCCGGGAAAUCACCCCAGGGUGAAUGAGCAGGGUCUGAGCCUGCCCUUCUCCCUGAAGAGAAGCUGGGACUCCCUGAAUGAGGCCGUGACUGCGGAAGUUCUGAAUGUCUACUUUAAAGAGGAGGGUCCCACUCACCCUCCACCAGUGGUUGAUUCUCGAAAUGAGCCGGAAGUCCCACACACUUACAAUGAGGCCAGAGAUGGAGUGGUGGUAGAUGAGGACGCUGAGGUGGCCGAAGCCCUGGCAGCUUUAGAAGCUGCGACUGCAGGAGAAGAUGCAGAGGAGGCAGAUUAGGGGAGGGGCUGGGUGAGAGGCCGGGCGGAGCCGGGGUGAGGAAGCUGCAGUCACGCUGCCCCGGCAGCCUUACCAGCCACACCACGUGUUUACAUCUGUUCCCUUCCCAUCGCCAGGACCUGUGCCACCCUGCCAGCUGUGUGCAGCAUCCUCUGGGUAGCUGGACCCUGAUUCAGAAUGCUAGAAUCAAAGUCAGCGUGGGCCUCUGUGUCCACGUCCACCACACAUGCAGAAGUUAAGCAGCUUGCUUGCUGGCCCUGGAAAGCUCCCCCAGAACAUCUGUCCAGAUGUGCAUGAGAAUGCCCUGAUAUCCCCACACCUGAUCCCCAGGGGGCACACAAACAUGCUGUUUGAAUGUAUUUCUUUACCUUGUUUUUGAGAGCCAAAUACUUCACCCAUCCUAGAAAGGGUAACUAUCCACUUAAAGUGCCUACUGUGCGCCAGAGCUUAACUUCAGGGACAGACCACCCAGGGAUCUACUAACUAACCACUUUGAGAAUGUCAGGUUAAGUUUUGUGGCCUUGGGGAUGGAACAGAUGUGACCAAUGAAAAAAUGGUUAGGCCUUAGCUGUGCUAUGAAAACACCUUGACCUUAACUUUUUUUUACACUAUUACUUUUUAAUCUCCUUUGGGAUGCUGGAGGCUGGCCAAAAUACUUCUUAAAACUAGUGUCAUGUUUCAGUUUCAAGUUCAUGAGUGUCUUGGAACAGCAAAGCCAUUUACGGAGGGGUUUGGGUCAUUAAAUGUCGGGUUCCCAUUAAAGCAGCAUAGCAUAUGUGUCUCUGUCUUGUCUCAAAGCUGGGUAGGAUGGUCCCAGACCAUCAGCGACCAUUGGUGUUUCCUCCAGGUUACACAGGUAGACAUUCAUUCAUGGUAAUAAAACAGGAAGGGCCAGACAUGGCGCCCCCUCUGUGUUAAGGUGGUAUAGUCCCACUUUCUUUUAACACCAGGUUGGUUAGCAUCUGGUCACUUGGCCACGUCUCGCUGGAGAGAAGGGAGAAUAGAAAACAUAAUCAAGCUGUGUAUUCGGGUAUCCCACAUCAAUCUGGGAUCUAAUCCCUGAGGAUAGGAGAGAAGGACAUUGGUGUCGAGGUGAGCAGCUGUAGAUGUAACCGUCUUGUUAAAUAAGAAACACAGAACCAA
Molecule: messenger RNA, 2584 nt
Organism: Onychomys torridus (southern grasshopper mouse)
Lineage: Eukaryota; Metazoa; Chordata; Mammalia; Rodentia; Cricetidae
Gene: Pgcka1
Product: chromosome 10 C4orf19 homolog
Exons: 5
Coding region: 512-1441 (309 amino acids)
Source: RefSeq, a predicted model, not a curated record